Messenger RNA from Eubalaena glacialis (North Atlantic right whale), 849 nucleotides. It is a transcript of the gene SPOCD1, whose product is annotated as SPOC domain containing 1. The record is from RefSeq and is a predicted model, not a curated record. Gene Ontology annotation, biological process: DNA-templated transcription. Bases 1 to 849 code for a protein of 282 amino acids. Gene Ontology annotation, cellular component: nucleus. The transcript is spliced from 7 exons. Lineage: Eukaryota; Metazoa; Chordata; Mammalia; Artiodactyla; Balaenidae.
AUGAGCUCGGUCCAGCUGGCCCCCCAAGAGCUGGCCCGCUGGCGGGACCAGGAGGAGAAGAGGAGCCUGGAGAUGAUUGAGCAGCUACAGAAGGAGCCGUGCAGCCUCCCGGCCUCCAAACUGACCCACAAGGGGGAAGUCGAGAUCCUGCGGGACAUGGACCAGAUGCUGACCCUGGAGGAUCUGGUGGGACCCAUGGUGUCCAUAGACGGCGACCCACUGGCCCUGCCUGCCACGUCGAAGGGCACCACGGAGCAGCACGAGGACACCACAGAGCAGCACGAGCACUACUUCCUAGACUCCAGCUGCCGCAUCUGCAUGGACUGGAAGCCCUUGUGUGAGCAGCCAGCCUCCUUCAUAGCCACCAGGAGGAUGGGGGAUGACGCUUUCCAGAGAGCCCCAAGCCUAGUCCGUAUGUCCUCUCCAGAGAUGCCCCAAACCAAGGAGAAGCCUCCCACGGAGCCCAAGGACAGGGUCCCUCCCUCUAGGCUCCAGAUGCCUGCUGGGUCCACAAAAGCCCUGCCCAGCCAGCCGCCCUGGGAGGGGUCUCUGGACAUGUUCUCCAUUAAGCGGUUCCAGGUCAAGGCCCAGCUGGUCUCGGGGCACAGCUUUCGGCUCAUCCGGGCCCUGCCCCAGGUGAUCCGCUCUGCAGGCUGCAUCCCCCCCAGUGCUGUCUGGGACUUUCUGGCUAGCAUCUGCCCAGCCGAGGCCAAGGCCUGGAAGCCACUCACUCAAGCCUGUUGCUGGCGGUGCUGCUCCCCAAGGCAGGGCUUCUGGACACAGCAGAGUCCAGCCCCUUGGGGGGGAAGGUUCGCAAAAUGCUCUCCUUCAACAGAAAAGUGGAGAUGA